Phasianus colchicus (ring-necked pheasant) is the source of this 3791-nucleotide messenger RNA. It is a transcript of the gene NAPG, whose product is annotated as NSF attachment protein gamma. Gene Ontology annotation, biological process: intracellular protein transport. Gene Ontology annotation, cellular component: SNARE complex; vacuolar membrane. The record is from RefSeq and is a predicted model, not a curated record. Gene Ontology annotation, molecular function: syntaxin binding; soluble NSF attachment protein activity. NCBI's taxonomy places the organism in Eukaryota, Metazoa, Chordata, Aves, Galliformes, Phasianidae.
CGGCGCAGGCGCAGUGAGAAGGCGCAGCGCGAAGCUCCGCCCCUGGACGCGCCGUGAGCCUUGCGGCGUUCCGUAGCGGCAGCCACGAUGGCGGCGCAGAAGAUAAACGAGGCCCUGGAGCACAUCGCGAAAGCGGAGAAAUACUUGAAAACUGGAUUCUUAAAAUGGAAACCAGAUUAUGAUAGUGCAGCUACUGAAUAUGGAAAGGCAGCUGUUGCCUUUAAGAAUGCCAAGCAGUUUGACCAGGCAAGGGAAGCCUGUUUACGAGAAGCUGAAGCACAUGAAAACAACAAAGCUCUCUUUCAUGCUGCCAAAGCUUAUGAACAAGCUGGCAUGAUGCUAAAGGAGAUGCAGAGGCUCCCUGAAGCUGUUCAGCUGAUAGAAAAAGCCAGCAUGAUGUACCUGGAGAACGGGACACCAGAUACAGCUGCCAUUGCACUGGAACGGGCUGGGAAAUUAAUAGAAAAUGUGAGUCCAGAGAAGGCUGUACAGCUGUAUCAGCAAGCAGCAUCAGUGUUUGAAAAUGAAGAACGUUUACGGCAAGCAUUAGAGAUGUUAGGGAAAGCAUCAAGACUUCUAGUCCGAGGACGCAGAUUGGAUGAGGCUGCAUUAUCCCUUCAAAAGGAAAAAAGCAUUUAUAAGGAAAUUGAAAAUUAUCCAACAUGCUAUAAGAAAACUAUUGCUCAAGUCUUAGUUCAUCUUCACAGAAAUGAUUAUGUUGCUGCAGAAAGGUGUGUGAGGGAAAGCUAUAGUAUACCAGGAUUUAAUGGAAGUGAAGACUGUGCAGCACUAGAGCAACUUCUGGAAGGGUAUGAUCAGCAAGAUCAGGAUCAAGUUUCUGAAGUCUGUAACUUGCCUCUCUUCAAAUACAUGGACAAUGAUUAUGCCAAGCUUGGUCUUACCUUGGUGGUCCCAGGAGGUGGAAUCAAGAAGAAAUCUCCAAAUGCUACACAAGACAAAACAAGAGGACCUGCCACAGUGGGCUCUCAUGCUGAUGAGGAAGAGGAUGAAUAUUCUGGUGGACUGUGCUAGCUACAGACCUAUGUUAUGUUAAAUAUCUAACCUAUUUGUGAUGCUGAGCAUAUCCAAAGGUACCAGAUUUACCAGAGCUUCAUUGCAAUUGUGAUAUGGGAAUGCUAAUGUUAACUGGGCAGCUUUUGGCUACAAAAAAAGAGGAGAAAAAGCAUGUAUGCCUGUCAUCUUGUAACAUCUUUGAAUUAUAUUUCUUAUGUAGUAGGAACAUCUUCAGUGCUUUGCCUUCCAUUGAUUGGGGGAAAAAUGGAGGGAAAUUUUUAGUAAAAGCACAGUUUAAAAAGAAACCAAAAUUCUGAAGAGAAGCACAGGGUAAGGAGAACGACACAAUCUCAAAUACUGGAUUUCAAUAGCUGGCACUUUUUUGGUACCAAUAAUGUUUGUGGGUUUUUUCCAAAGUUGAAUAUAAGGUUAUUUGUCUGGAUAUUCAUCUCCUGUUUAAUGUUAUUUAAGGAGUACUGGCAGACGUAUUUUCCACUAGUAUAAUCACUAAGAGGAGCAUUCAGUUAACAAAUAUUCCCCACAGUGGAAUAUGUAUAUUUUUUAAUAUCCUAAAUUUAGCAAGUAAUAUCCAUGUGAUUGUAGAAAAUACUUAAGCCAGUUAAUAUGGAGCAGUUUCACAAGCUUAAAUGUAUAGAUGCACACAUUUCACUUCAAGAAAAUAAUUGACCUAAGUUUUUCAAAAUACGUUUGUGCACAGUGUUUAUAAUGUACACACUAGGAAUGGAUGGCAUUGGCAACCUUUCUAGCACUGUUUCUGACAGAUGUCAUAAUAAAAUAAAACUGGAAGUAGCAGGUAAUGUGCAUUGAAUAUAAACCUCUGGAGACAAUGUUUAGCAAAACCUUUGGUGGAAUGUUUCAACAGUAUGAUCAAGCUUAGUGUUUCAGGUGUUCAUUUGCUAGUUAAUAAUCUCAUCUGCAAAUAUUUUCCUUUUUUCAAAGUAUAGAACAGAUUUUACAAAUGGCAAUCCUCAAGCUAGCUGAAAGUUCAAAAUAACCAUAUUUUAGAGCAUCUUCUCCAUUUUCAUUUGAUUACAAAUUGCUGUCUUCUGCAAACUUCUUUAUUGUCCACAUUCAUUUGACCACUUUAUGCUUAGAUGUUGACAACCCUACAAGUUGCAUCUGCAGUCCUUUUUUUUCUUUUUUCAGAAGAACCUUUUCUAGACCUGUGCUAAGUUGAUGUUCAGAGCUCAGUAAGCAGUAGACCACAGUAUUAAGUGUUGAUACAUUUGUGCCACAUUAAGGAAUUGGGUGUCAUCAAAAAUAUCAAGCAUUUCAGAUGUAACUGUGAUGAAAGUAGACUUUGAGGGCUAAUACUUGGGGUGGAUAGCUUGGGGUGGAUGGCACUCAGUGCAAUGGGUACAUGAAUGACAACAUGAUUGCAGGCAUGGCUGCUGUUAAAGUUGUUACUCAAUUUAAUAGAUCAGUUAUUUCUCUUUGUGUAAUGUAUUAAGCUUUGAUUUUUUUUUAACUGUUUGAGGGCUUUUUAAGGCUGCUUACCUUUGUUCUGUACUGUCUGACAGCUAAAUUUCCAUUGUUAUUAAGGAUAUAUAUAGAAAUUUUUGUAUGUCUGUAGAAUAUCUUAAAUGAGAUCUUUAGGAAGUGAAUUACUUUUUUUUUUUUCCCAGAAUGAUUACUAGUAUGCAAAAAAGGUGGUUUUGAAGACUUUCCUGUAACUCUUCUUUCUUCACCAUUGAGGAGACUGGAGUGACAUGCUCUGGCUUCUGCUUUCUAGAUUUGUUCAAGAAAGGUCACCAUGCACUUUUUAUGGGGAGUUUUUGUGAUGUAUUUUUUUUUUUAAAGGACAUUUAGAAGCACUGGGAACACUAAGUAACUUUCUUCAAGCUUUUCCUGCUGCUUCCAAUUCUGAAAUUAGUUUUGUUGAAUGGUCCCAAGGAGUGUACUUCUUUGUGUGUACAGUUACAUAUAUCUGAGAAGACAUACAAGCAGUUUUGUAUACCGUGGAAGAACUUGCAGACUUAUUUGCUUUAGUGCUUGCAACACUAAUAGACCCUUACAAAUAAAAUUUAUGAAUUUAUGCUUUUCAUGUUGGGGGGAAAAAAAAAAAGCAAGACUAUUUUCCCCACUCCCUCAGCUUUUUUCUUUUUAGCCUGUGCCAAGUGUGGAAAAUCUGGAACAAAAGUAGCUUGUACUAAACAUGUUCAGCUGCCGUUGAAAUUGAAGGGGCUUCUUUGGAUCUUAGGAGUGGAAUCUUAAUCUUUGAUUGCAAUGUUGCUGCAAAGACCAAAUCUGCAGAAAUGAAAGUAUCUGAAAAUAAGAUGGUCUAUUUUAUAUAACUUACUCUCCUAUUUUAGACAGUGAAAGUGUGAUAGGAAUGUUAUCUGCCUUUUAGUAAAUGUUUAACUGUAGAAGAUGCUGUCUGUAUAUUAUGUGUAGGUGUUUCUAUCUUUCAAAGCAAUUUGCACACUUAUGUAAAUACCAUUUAAGUGAUUUAAAGUGAAAAUAUACCAUUUACAAUAAGAAGGUUUCUAAAAAUAACAUUGGUUGUGAGAAAAAUUAUAUUUGCAUGAAGACAGGGCAAUGAUCAGUGUAAUGUAUAUAAAAUUAGAUGCUUUCUAAAUUAUCUGUAACUUAUGACUCAAUACGCCCAAUUGCAGUGUGAAACCUGUGCUUCAUUUGUUCCUUUCCAAAAUCUGUGGUUAUAUUAGAUUAUUAAAAGUGUUUGUAACAGUUCUACAGAUGCUGUGUCUGAGAAGAGGCUGUGUUUCACCAACAUGAAAAAUAAAACUUGAAACUGA